AUGAAAGAAAAAUCGAUCGCUUUAGGGCACCAAACUGAAGAAGAUCGUCUAAAUCAUGCGGCUAGUAACAACGAAGGCUUUAAAGUGGCUAAAGUGAACUAUAGCCCCGAAGAAAAGAAACUUUUACGAAAAAUCAAUUUGACCACUGCUCCAUUUAUAUUGAUUAUUAUUUUCCUUCAGUUCCUAGACAAGACUGCAUUGAACUUCUCUGCAGUUCUGGGUCUUUUUGACGAUACUGCGAUCACUGAAUCUGAAUUCGGCUGGUUGGGGUCAAUAUUUUUCAUAGGAUAUCUUUUAUUCCAGAUUCCAUGUCAGUACCUAUUGCAGCAGUUGCCUAUUUCAAAAUUUCUGGGUGUGUUUCUGGUGCUGUGGGGUACUGUUACUGCUUGUGAAUCACUCGCACGUAACUUUUCUCAGCUUCUAGGGCUGCGAUUUCUGCAAGGAUUCCUUGAAGGCGCGGCGCACCCUUGUAUACAAUUACUGUUUAGUACCAUUUAUCGACGCAAUGAACAGCUGACAUGGUUUGGAGCACUAGUCGCAACGAACAGUUUCGGAUUUGCCAUUGGCGGAAUCAUAGGCUUCGGAUUCACAAAUAUAGAUGACCUUUACGGUUUAAGUGGAUGGAAAUGGUGUAUGAUUAUUCUGGGAAGCGCCACGGCCACUGUUGGCAUCCUCACCUUUCUUUUCUUACCUGAUACGCCAAAAUCGAAAUGGUAUCGAUUGAAACCGGAGGAAAACGACAUUGUGGAAGAACGAUUGCGUGAUAAUAAAAUGGUCCAUGACACUUGGAUAAAGUGGGAUCAAAUAUUGGAGGCGCUGGGCGAGUUUCGAUUCUACUGCUAUUUUCUGAUUUGCUACCUAAUGAACACGCUGAACGGAUGUAUAACAUUCUUCAGUACACUUAUCAUCAAAAGUAUGGGAUUUUCUAAUGGUUCAUCAGUCCUGUUUAAUAUUCCCGCUGGUUGCUCUUCUGUUAUUAUUACUGUGAUUGCCAUCUAUUUCAGCCAUCGGUUCAACGAAAACGGCUAUGUUGGCGCCAUAUGUUGUUUUGUUCCUUUCAUUGGUUUGCUGCUGCUCAUCUUGCUUCCCACUGGUGGUGUUCUGCUGAUGGGGCUCUGCUUAACUACCGCUGCACCGGUGUAUGCAUUAGCUCUCUCAAUGAUUUCGAAUAAUGUUAUCGGGUCCACGAAAAAGAUAUUCUACAAUGGAGCUUAUUUUGUUGCAUACUGCCUUGGAAAUUUUACUGGGCCACUCAUGAUGCGAUCAGAAGAAGCACCUAGAUACACGAGCAGUCUAAUUGGCUAUAUGAUUGCCGUCAUCAUUUCAGCUCUCUUAUUCCUGUAUCUACGCUGGACAUAUGCACGCGAUAAUCGGUAUCGAUUGCGAUUAAAAAGGGAAGAAAGAAAUUUGUCACCAUCCUCUAGUAGGAUAAUACCAGCACAUCAGCGACCCUCGAUUUCAAACCAAAAUAACAGAGGAAAUCAAGAAGCAGCAGUAGUAGAUCUUACGGAUAGACAAAAUUUGAAUCUUUUGUAUCGCCCAUAACCAGUGCUACUCAGUACAUAUAGUCAUUUCGUACAAUCAAAAAGCCUCCAAGACAUAUGGC
This is a messenger RNA of Zychaea mexicana, 1606 nucleotides long. RefSeq names its product major facilitator superfamily domain-containing protein. Gene Ontology annotation, molecular function: transmembrane transporter activity. Bases 1 to 1545 code for a protein of 514 amino acids. The transcript has 6 exons. Gene Ontology annotation, biological process: transmembrane transport. The record is from RefSeq and is a predicted model, not a curated record. Lineage: Eukaryota; Fungi; Mucoromycota; Mucoromycetes; Mucorales; Lichtheimiaceae. Gene Ontology annotation, cellular component: membrane.